GCCGCGAGUUUUUAACGUCAUCACCAUCGCCGCCACCACCGUCGUCGUCGUUGACAUUGUUAUUGUCGCCGAGGUCGUCGCAUUCGCGUCUGGUGGAAACGCGCAGCGACGGAGACAAGCAGCGAGUCCUGUGAGGUUUCUGUGAAUGUUCUCGGACAGCCGCGUGCCGCGGCUAGCCGCGCAUCAGUUUCUCAGUGCACACGAGGAAAACAUGGAUAAUUCUGCGUACGUACCGAAUCACCUACCGCCGCCGUCUUUGGUCGUGUUCUCGCAGGCCGGAGGUCUGCCUGAGGCCUUGAGAAUGCAAAGACCAUUCAAUCCACAAGUGACCGAUUCGAAAGAUCUGCAGGUGCCCUUCAGCACGGCGGCAUCGCUGGGCUACGGGCUGCAUCACAUGCUGCAUUUGCCGCCGCAAUUCCUGCAUCCGCUCGAUCAUAGACUGCCCUUCGGCGGCUUUCGGCCCUUGGUGCCGUCCGCGUUCGCGCCCCCCAGCAAGUGCCUCAAGGUCGAGACCGGGAACGGCGCGGUGCCGGGGAACGGCGGCCUACCCAGCAUCGGCUCGCUCUCGAGCAUUCCGGCAGGUUCCGCGAGCCGCUCGCCUACCGGUACCGGCGGUACUGGUUCCGUGCCGAAUCGUGGUGCGACUCCCGAUGAGGAAGACCGUGACGCCAACGCCACACCAGGAUCCGAAAACACUGAACGAUCCACUCCGGAGGAGGGACGACCGUACAGACUGGGGCCUGUGUUCGGGGGCCGAUGCGGCGCGGAGGCGCUCGGUCUGGGGCUGGGGCUGUCGCCGGGCCCGGCCUACAGGUUCGCUCUGCCCCCGGGACUCGCUGCCAAGACCACCCGCUGCCUUGUAUUCGACCAAGGCAAAAAGAAAUUCCCUUCGGAUCCCUCUUGCUGCCCUGUAUGCGGAGUGACAGUGAGACCUCAAGAACUAGAGCAACAUUUUGCUCAAGAGCUCGAUCGAUUGUACAAGGUCUCCUCGGCAUCUUCAAGACCUCGAUCCUCGAGGUCGACCUUACCGCCGACGCAUCCCCAAGAUCAUUCCCAUGGCACGAUGCUCCAUGCCCCAUCGGCGGCGGAUGGCACCCCUCAGGGUAGAUGGGAGACAUACAAAAGGAUCAAGGCCAACAGACAAGCCAGAAUACGCGUUAAGAAUCGAAAGCGAAAAGCGGACGAGGCGUCUUGUCCGGUUUGCAGUGAGAGAUUGUCGGGCACUCCGGAGGAAUUAAAUCAACACGUCGACCGAUGCCUGAAUAAGCAGAACAAUGGAAAUCCAGCCGGGCAGAACGCGAAUGUCGACGAGGAAGAAGUUGACGUUGAGGGCGACCCCGAAUACGAAGAGUACGAGUGGGCUGGGCAAACAAGAGUGCGUGCCACUUCCAUGCUCGUUGGUGGGUUUUCUGCCGCAGGCCUCGCCACUUCCUCGAGCAAUCGUAGUGGUGCUAGGGGUGGAGGUAAUCAGGAGGACGAAGAUGUCGAUCUGGUAGUCGAUGGCGACGACGCCGCUGAGUUCGGUCCAGCUCAGUAUUCCGAAGCGGACGUGGUCGCGCCGCGAGUCGAUGGCACGCCGCGAGAACAGAAAGAACGGGACGCGCUUCGCGAGGCUGUUAUCUCGCCGAACGCGCCGCACACGCCACAGCAGUUGACUCCUGACUCCGGAUUGACGGCGCAGGGUCUGGUCGAAGUGAAGCCAGAGCCGGGUGCUGCAACACCCGUCGCCCAACAAAACGACCCCGACGAAGGUGCCUCCGGGUCGCCUAGGAGAGACGGCGAUACGCCCGUCGUUGAGGCCCUUCGCGGCCGCAUCCGCGAGCUCGAAGCUGAGAUGCGCGGACAACCCUUUAAAUGUCUCAUUUGCAUGGAACAAUACAAAAAGCCAGUCACUUCGGUUUGUUGCUGGCACGUACACUGCGAACAAUGCUGGUUGCAUACGCUGGGCGCGAAGAAACUCUGUCCGCAAUGCAACAUGAUAACGUCACCAUCCGAUCUGCGACGCAUCUACAUGUGAACAAUUCGGCUCAACGUCCCUGAGGAUCUACAUUCUCCACUCCAGGAAUUCGGGAUCAGCCGGGCAGCGUUAUCAAUGAGCGUUCCGCUCCUGUAAAUAUUUGUAUAUUUUUCUGCGUUACGUAAAUUAACUCUCUAGGAUUUUAACAUGUACGUUUAUGCAUCUUAGAGCUAGUAAAUUAACUCCGUUAGUUCUUAACGAUCAUCAAUCGAGCGUCGCUUCAAGAUCACCCGAUGCAGUUUUGCGCAUCUGCAACGAUCGAUAUAUUCACUUAUACUUACGAACUCGCCGUCCCUUCCGAAAACUGUCAAUUUUUCCGCGAAUC
Atta colombica is the source of this 2342-nucleotide messenger RNA. RefSeq names its product E3 ubiquitin-protein ligase Rnf220-like. Gene Ontology annotation, biological process: DNA repair; protein ubiquitination. The transcript is spliced from 10 exons. Lineage: Eukaryota; Metazoa; Arthropoda; Insecta; Hymenoptera; Formicidae. Gene Ontology annotation, molecular function: metal ion binding; ubiquitin protein ligase activity; DNA binding. The record is from RefSeq and is a predicted model, not a curated record. The coding region runs from base 146 to 2017 and encodes 623 amino acids.